UUCAGAUGUCAGGGUGGGGGGAGGUUACCCGGAUGAAGAACACAUGUGAGUUCAGUGUAACUGCAGCGGCUCUAAAGCGGCUCCUCUUCUUAUAUCAUUCAGUCUGCUGUGCUGACGGACACGCGCAUCCCUUCAUUCACCUCCAGAUCACUCUGCAAAAUGCUGCGUUUACCCAGUGUAAUGAAACAGAUGAGGCCAGUGUGCAGGGUGCUGGCCCCUCACCUGACCCGUGCAUAUGCCAAGGACGUCAAGUUUGGAGCAGAUGCCCGCGCCCUCAUGCUCCAGGGUGUUGACCUGCUGGCUGAUGCUGUGGCUGUCACCAUGGGACCAAAGGGUCGCACCGUUAUCAUCGAGCAGAGCUGGGGCAGCCCCAAAGUCACCAAAGACGGUGUCACAGUCGCCAAAAGUAUCGACUUAAAGGAUAGGUAUAAAAACAUAGGGGCUAAGCUGGUACAGGACGUGGCCAACAACACUAACGAGGAGGCUGGAGACGGUACCACAACCGCCACAGUUUUGGCCCGUGCUGUUGCCAAGGAGGGAUUUGACACCAUCAGCAAAGGCGCCAACCCUGUGGAGAUCCGCAGAGGAGUCAUGUUGGCGGUGGAGGAAGUCAUCAAUGAACUCAAGAAACUCUCCAAGCCAGUUACAACACCAGAGGAAAUCGCUCAGGUGGCCACUAUUUCUGCCAACGGAGACACCGAAGUUGGUACCAUCAUCUCUAAUGCUAUGAAGAAAGUGGGCCGCAAGGGUGUUAUUACAGUGAAGGAUGGAAAAACCCUACAUGAUGAGCUUGAGAUCAUUGAGGGCAUGAAGUUCGACCGUGGCUACAUUUCUCCUUACUUCAUCAACACAGCUAAAGGCCAGAAGUCUGAGUUCCAGGAUGCUUAUUUGCUUUUGAGUGAGAAGAAGAUCUCCAGCGUACAGAGCAUCGUGCCAGCACUGGAACUUGCCAACCAGCAUCGCAAACCUCUGGUCAUCAUUGCUGAAGAUGUGGACGGAGAGGCACUCAGCACUCUGGUCCUCAACAGGUUGAAAGUUGGACUUCAGGUCGUGGCAGUCAAGGCUCCAGGAUUUGGGGACAACAGGAAAAACCAGCUGCAGGAUAUGGCAAUUUCCACUGGAGGCACGGUGUUUGGUGAUGAGGCUGUGGGUCUAGCUGUUGAGGAUAUCCAGGCACAUGACUUCGGCAGAGUCGGCGAAGUCAUUGUGACAAAGGAUGACACUAUGCUCCUCAAAGGCCGUGGUGAUCCAGCAGCCAUCGAGAAGCGUGUGAAUGAGAUCGCUGAACAGUUGGAGAGCACAAACAGUGACUAUGAGAAGGAGAAACUCAACGAGCGGCUGGCCAAGCUCUCCGACGGAGUGGCUGUGAUUAAGGUUGGAGGAACAAGUGACGUCGAAGUGAAUGAGAAGAAAGACCGUGUCACUGAUGCGCUGAACGCCACUCGAGCUGCUGUGGAGGAAGGAAUCGUCCUGGGAGGAGGAUGUGCCCUGCUGCGCUGCAUCCCAGCCCUGGACAACAUCAAGCCAGCCAAUGAUGAUCAAAAGAUUGGUAUCGACAUCAUUCGCAGAUCGCUUCGUAUUCCAGCAAUGACUAUCGCAAAGAAUGCAGGAGUUGAAGGCUCUCUGGUGGUGGAGAAGAUCUUGCAGUCUGCUCCAGAGAUUGGAUAUGAUGCAAUGAAUGGAGAAUAUGUCAACAUGGUCGAAAGAGGCAUUAUUGACCCCACAAAAGUUGUGAGGACUGCACUGCUAGAUGCUGCAGGCGUUGCAUCGCUGCUGUCUACUGCUGAAGCCGUCGUCACCGAGAUACCAAAGGAGGAGAAGGACAUGCCAGCUGGAGGAAUGGGUGGAAUGGGAGGCAUGGGGGGCAUGGGAGGCAUGGGAUUCUAAACCCAUCUGCACUGACUUUAGUGAAAGGGUUGUGGGCAGGGGACAUGAUUUGCCCGUCCCUUUCGACUUGGAAAAACCUGCCGAAAAUUGAGUGCUGGUGGUCUGAUCAUGGAGCAAAAGAAAUGGACCUUACAGUCUCCCAUCCUUCCACCACCAUGUCCAAUCUUAUCUCUCUACUUGUGGCUGAAGACAUUACCCUACCGCUUUAAAGACAAGUUCUUGAUAAUGCGAACAGGGAGAGUCUGUCUGCCUUUGUUCUAUAACAUUGUGCUCACCAACGUCUAAUGGAAAGUGCAUUUAACGUACUGCAUACUGUCAUGCUGUUGUGUUGUAUGAAUGUCAUUGUUGCGUAUAGCUGGUUUUGAAUCAGACCAUCUGUAGGGGCUUUAAAAGCCAGAUGUUCCGGUUAAAGUUUGUCUUCAUGCGCAAGAAAGUAGUAGGAACUUUGACCAGUUAAAACAAAAAACAAAAAAAAACAAUUCCACUUCAUUGAUCAGUUCUGGGGGUUUUUUUGUACACCGUUCAUUGUUUCAUAUAAAAAAAAUAAACCACUCAUUUGAGGAUUACACAACUA
Puntigrus tetrazona (Sumatra barb) is the source of this 2461-nucleotide messenger RNA. It is a transcript of the gene hspd1, whose product is annotated as heat shock 60 protein 1. Lineage: Eukaryota; Metazoa; Chordata; Actinopteri; Cypriniformes; Cyprinidae. Gene Ontology annotation, molecular function: ATP-dependent protein folding chaperone; protein-folding chaperone binding; ATP binding. The record is from RefSeq and is a predicted model, not a curated record. The coding region runs from base 160 to 1887 and encodes 575 amino acids. Gene Ontology annotation, cellular component: mitochondrial inner membrane; mitochondrial matrix. The transcript has 11 exons. Gene Ontology annotation, biological process: protein import into mitochondrial intermembrane space; T cell activation; mitochondrial unfolded protein response.